Haplochromis burtoni (Burton's mouthbrooder) is the source of this 2215-nucleotide messenger RNA. RefSeq names its product deleted in malignant brain tumors 1 protein. Lineage: Eukaryota; Metazoa; Chordata; Actinopteri; Cichliformes; Cichlidae. The coding region runs from base 1 to 978 and encodes 325 amino acids. Gene Ontology annotation, cellular component: membrane. The record is from RefSeq and is a predicted model, not a curated record. The transcript is spliced from 5 exons.
AUGGGGAGGUUAUUCCAUAGAUCGAGUGCAGCCAAGGCAAACGCGCGGUCACCUCUAGUCUUCAGCCGGGAUCUCGGCAGCAUCAAGAGUGACUGGGAAGAUGAUCUUAGUGCUCUAUUUAAUCUGCUCUUUCUUUUGUCAGAUGCUCAGAUAAGAUUAGUUAAUCCAGAUAAGUCUGGGUCAGCUCGUUGCUCUGGAAGAGUUGAAAUCUAUCACAACAACAGCUGGGGAACAGUCUGUGAUGAUGUCUGGGACAUAAAUGAUGCUCAGGUGGUCUGCAGACAGUUAGGCUGUGGACCAGCACUGGAGGCCCCCCGAUCAGAUCACUUUGGUGAAGGAAAAGGACAAAUCUGGCUGGAUGAUGUGUCCUGUUCAGGAAGUGAAAGUUCUCUAACUGAGUGUCAACACAGAGGAUUUGGUUUACACAACUGUAGACAUCAUGAGGAUGCUGGUGUCAUCUGUUUAGAUGCUCAGAUAAGAUUAGUUAAUCCUGAUAAGUCUGAGUCAGCUCGUUGCUCUGGAAGAGUUGAAAUCUCCUACAACAACAGCUGGGGAACAGUCUGUGAUGAUGACUGGGACAUGAAUGAUGCUGAGGUGGUCUGCAGACAGUUAGGCUGUGGAACUGCUCUGAAUGCCACUCGAUCAGCUCAGUUUGGUGAAGGAACAGGACAAAUCUGGCUUGAUCAUGUGGAGUGUUCAGGAAGUGAGAGAUCUCUAACUGAGUGUCUACACAGAAGAUUUGGUUCACACAACUGUAGACAUCAUGAGGAUGCUGGUGUGAUCUGUUCAGAUCCAAUAAUUCAAAUCCUGAGAUGUGUUUUCCUGCCACUGAUUCUGCUUUUGGAGAACAUUGCCCUUCAUUUCUACUAUAAGGUCAUCAAAAAGCAGAAAUCAGACAAAAAGGAGAACGAUGAGACGGAUGUUUCCAGAGCUGAAGAAGUGGAGGCCGACGAGGAAGCAGUCCAAGAAAUAGAAUAGAAUCGAAACAUAUAGAAACAAACACACAAGUCUAAACUUUUGUUGGAAUUUAGAUUAAAGUUGUUUAAAUAUUGUUUAAUUAUGUUUAUGUUUUAAAUGUCUGCCACAUUACUGCAGCGGCUCUAUUUAACCUGCCUUUCCUCUCCAGUAUAAACUCUGCAUGACUGUGACUUAAGUUUGAAAAUAAUCCUUCAUCCUCUCCAGUCCUCACUUUCUUACAUCUUCCUCCAUCUCUGCCAGUGAAGUUUUCACACAUUAAGACUUUUACUUCUCACUAAACUGUAUCUUUGGCUAACAGACAGAAUGUGUGUCAAUCUGCAAAUUAACAUGUUUUUAUGUUUGGUGAUAUUUUUGAAGUCUUUGAAUUCAUCUGCCAUUUAGUUCCUGCAUUUACAGCAUCCUAUUCUGUGGAACUAGCUAGAUGUUUCAAUAUUGUGAUUGCAACUUUACUGACAGCUGCAGCAUGGAUGUAUGACAGUGAUGAGAAGGAGAAAUACAGGCAGGGGCCAGUGGGACCCCCUCAGCCUCCUGGUAGAUACACCUGUGGUAUUGUUAUGACCCAGAGCUAAACAUAUCACACACACACCACUGCUUUACCUGGAUCAAUAUCAAAGUAUGACGUGUCCAAGUCUGCAUGGCAGGGUGACCACAAUACUACAUCAGGCUUUUAUGGCUGGGUGGCCAAGGGGUGACUUAACUGUGUCUGUGACAUCACCAACAAUGCCAAUUGUUGGUGACAAUGCUGUCAUUUUUCUGUAAAGCAAAUUUACCUUGCCUUUGGGUAUAAAUAAAGUUACCUUGACCUUGACCUUGACAACAGCUUUCAGCUGGCUUAUCUAAACAUGGUGUGCAGUGUGACCAUACAAUACUGGACAAGUGGAGGACAAGGGAAGAUGUUGCGGGAGUCAGAAACUACAGCAGAUGAACAGUUUCUGAAAGUCAUGUCAGUAAGAAACAGGAAAGCAUCCAAUAAACUUGACACAGGACCUGAGAGACGCAAUUGACUCUUCAGUUGAUCCAUCUACUGUUUGAUCAGAAGAAGUGGUCCCAGUGGAAGAGUGUCAUGGUCUUGGGUCAUGGACUCAGAGGUUUGAGUUUUAGGACUUCUUGUUUGUUUACUUUUUAUGUUUUGUUUUUGUUUCUCCUCCAGCAUUUUAAAAAGUACAGAUUACCUCUUCUUCUGGAACUUCUUGGUAUUUUCCUUUUGAAUUUAUGGACUUUGAUUUGUAGACCUUCA